Alternaria hordeiaustralica is the source of this 2082-nucleotide messenger RNA. RefSeq lists its product as uncharacterized. Gene Ontology annotation, cellular component: cytoplasm. The transcript is spliced from 5 exons. The record is from RefSeq and is a predicted model, not a curated record. Lineage: Eukaryota; Fungi; Ascomycota; Dothideomycetes; Pleosporales; Pleosporaceae. Gene Ontology annotation, molecular function: dipeptidyl-peptidase activity. Bases 1 to 2082 code for a protein of 693 amino acids.
AUGGCUGCAGAUCGUGUGUAUGUUGCUGAUUCAAAGGCUGUUACCCACCGCCUUCCCAUCAAAGAUAUCUUUGACAGGCUACCGCAUCGGAACAAGCUGUACGCACAUCAUCUGGGGAAAGCAGCGUGGUCCGGAGCUCGCAUUAUCCUGCGUCAAACCUCAUCAGAAUCAGAGCCUAUCUUUGACCUCAUCAUCUCGCUCUAUAAUGCCUGUGAGGGAAAGUGGGAGAAGCUCGUCGGUGAAGGCGUGAUCUCGGAGGACGAUCUGGCAUCGUUCUUCGGCUAUGCAGGACUCUUCUUAUACAACCUGGGCAACUUCUAUGGCGAGGGAGGCCAAAAGUUCGUCCCCGGCCUUUCCAGAGAGGGUUUAGAGAAACUCGUGCGAUACACGACAGAUGAACAUUCGCUCGUUCAUACUCUGGUUGAAGGAAUGAUAGGAGCCCCACCAUACCGCACAGGAUACCCAAGUGAUACCACUGUAUCGAACUACUAUCCUGGUGAGCGUAUCACCCGAGACGAAAUUACAGCGAUUGCGAAAUCCCUCGAGAAGCAUGGCAUCGAGCCGGAAAAUACAAGGGUGCGAAAGACCGCGAACGGCGGCGAGCCUAUCUACGAACUGCUCCAAGCAUCCAGUGAGAUGGACAUGUCUCAAUCAAUGUCAGAAGGCUUUGUUGCUGGUACGAACAUACGCAUAGUGCGAGGCGAUCACGCGACCGAGAUGGCUGCCAUAUGUGCACAUCUCGAGGACGCUCUUGACUGGGUAGAGAAUCCAAGGCAAACCCAGAUGCUCAAUUACUACAUCGAAAGCUUCCGAACAGGCAGCCUGUCAGCAUAUCGAGAGUCCCAGAAGGUUUGGGUAAAAGACAUCUCACCAUCCAUCGACCAUAUCCUGGGUUUUGUGGAGUCAUACCGCGACCCUCACGGUCAUCGCGCUGAGUGGGAAGGCGUUGUCUGCGUUGCAGACCCCGACGAGACACGGAAAAUGAAUGCGUUCGUCGAGAAUGCGGCAAAGUUCAGUGCCUUGCUACCCUGGGCAACAGAAGAGAACAAAGGCAAGGGCCCGUUCGAGAAGAACCUGCUGGACAUACCCGACUUCGCCAUCAUCCAUGCUCUUACAGUCUGCUGUCCGUAUGUUUGGGAAGCAUCAAACCUUCCCAAUUACAACGAUAUUCGGGAAGAGUACGGCUCUAAGAACACUCUCAUUACCAAUCGUAUGAGCGCGAACCGCAAAUCUGGGGGUGCAUCGAAGUACCUUCUGCCAGAAGACACAGAACUUUACAAAGAGAACAUGCAUACCGUGAGGUUCGUCGCAACGGUCAUACACGAGCUUCUUGGUCACGGCACGGGAAAGCUACUCAGCGAGACGGAGCCCGGCAAGUUCAACUUCGACGCGACGCACCCUCCGCAGAGCCCUCUCACCGGAAAGACGAUCGAAUCCUGGUAUCUCCCAGGGCAAACAUAUUCCAGCAAGUUUGAAGACAUCGCUCAAACGGUUGAGGAGUGCCGCGCCAUCCUCAUGUCAGCAUACCUCGUAGACAACAAGGAGAUUCUCGAGAUCUUCGGAUAUAACGACAAAAGUACACUUACUGCCGAUGAUCUUAUAUAUAUCUCGUACUUGCACCUCGGCAUCGAGGGUAUACGAUCGUUGGAGCAUUACAAUCCGGGAGAUAAGGCCUGGAGUCAGGCACAUAGCCAAGGAUACUUCGCCAUCUUCAAGCAUCUUCUACUUGAAGGGAACGGAGUUCUUACCGUGCAGUGGGAUGCAAAGACCUCUCACCUUUCAGUGAAAGCAGACCGAAGCAAGAUACUAUCCGACGGAAAGCCUGCGCUAGGUCGUAUGAUGUGCCGUCUCCACGUGUGGCGAUGCACUGCCGACGCAAAGGCAUGUCGAGAAUUCUACGAGCCUCUGACUUCAGUGGAGGGUGAGUAUGCCGAAUGGAGAAGUGUAGUGAUUUCAACUCCGGAGCCCAGGUGGAAGUUUGUGCAGGCUAACACCUUCUUGAUGGAUGGCGAGGUCACAGUCAAGGAGUACGAGGAAAGCGACAAGGGUAUCAUACAAUCUUGGGUUGAGAGACAGAUCUGA